Messenger RNA from Piliocolobus tephrosceles (Ugandan red Colobus), 3443 nucleotides. Its product is annotated as zinc finger protein 726-like. NCBI's taxonomy places the organism in Eukaryota, Metazoa, Chordata, Mammalia, Primates, Cercopithecidae. Gene Ontology annotation, molecular function: RNA polymerase II cis-regulatory region sequence-specific DNA binding; DNA-binding transcription factor activity. Gene Ontology annotation, biological process: regulation of transcription by RNA polymerase II. The record is from RefSeq and is a predicted model, not a curated record.
UCCAAUCAGGCACACAGCUGGAGCGAACAGGGCGGCUUCCGGGAUUUGGCGGGGCCUUUGUCUCUGACUGAAGCGGGAGCUCCAGGUCUUGUCCUCACUGCUUUGUGUCUUCUGCUUUUAGGGGCGCAGCUCUGUGGCCCUGUGACCUGACCCCUGGAAGCCUAGAAAUGGGACUGUUGACAUUUAGGGAUGUGGCCAUAGAAUUCUCUCUGGAGGAGUGGCAGUGCCUGGACAUUGCACAGAAGAAUUUAUAUAGGAAUGUGAUGUUAGAGAACUACAGAAACCUGGCUUUCCUGGGUAUUGCUGUCUCUAAGCCAGACCUUAUCAUCUGUCUGGAGAAAGAAAAAGAGCCCUGGAAUAUGAAGCGACAUGAGAUGGUGGAUGAACCCCCAGGUAUAUGUCCUCAUUUUGCUCAAGAUAUUUGGCCAGAGCAGGGCAUGGAAGAUGCUUUUCAAAAAGUAAUACUAAGAAGAUUUGAAAAAUGUGGACAUGAGAACUUACAGUUAAGAAAAGGUUGUAAAAGUGUGGAUGAGUGUAAGGUACACAAAGAAGGCUAUAAUGGACUUAACCAGUGUUUCACAACUACCCAGGGCAAAGUAUCUCAAUGUGGUAAAUAUUUGAAAGUCUUUUAUAAAUUUAUAAAUUUAAACAGAUAUAAGAUAAGACAUACUAGAAAGAAACCUUUCAAAUGUAAAAAUUGUGUCAAAUCAUUUUGCAUGCUUUCACACAAAACCCACCAUAAAAGCAUUUAUACUACAGAGAAGUCAUACAAAUGUAAAGAAUGUGGAAAAACUUUUAAUUGGUCCUCAACCCUUACUAAUCAUAAGAAAACUCAUACUGAAGAAAAGCCCUACAAAUGUGAAGAAUAUGGCAGAGCUUUUAAUCGAUCCUCAAAUUAUGCUACACAUAAGAUAACUCAUACUGGAGAGAAACCUUACAAGUGUGAAGAAUGUGGCAAAGCAUGUAGCCAAUUCUCAAUGCUAACCAUUCAUAAGAGGAUACACACUGGAGAGAAACCCUGCAAAUGUGAAGAAUGUGGCAAAGCAUUUAGCCAACCCUCAGCCUUAACCAUACAUAAAAGGAUGCACAUUGGAGAGAAACCCUACAAAUGUGAAGAAUGUGGCAAAGGAUUUGUAUGGUCCUCAACCCUAACUAGACAUAAGAGGCUGCACACAGGAGAGAAACCCUACAAAUGUGAAGAAUGUGCCAAAGCUUUUAGCCAGUUUGGACACCUUACUACACAUAGGAUAAUUCAUACUGGAGAGAAACCCUACAAAUGUGAAGAAUGUGGUAAAGCAUUUAGCCGAUCCUCAGCCCUAAAUACACAUAAGAGAAUGCACACUGGAGAGAAACCCUACACAUGUGAAGAAUGUGGCAAAGCUUUUAGCCACUCCUCAACCCUUACUGCACAUAAGAUAAUUCAUACUGGAGAGAAACCCUACAAAUGUGAAGAAUGUGGCAAAGCUUUCAUAUUGUCCUCAACCCUAUCUAAACAUAAGAGGAUUCACACUGGAGAGAAACCCUACAAGUGUGAAGAAUGUGGCAAAGCUUUUAGUCAAUCCUCAAAUCUUAGUACACAUAAGAUAAUUCAUACCGGAGAGAAACCUUACAAGUGUGAAGAAUGUGGCAAAGCAUUUAAUCGAUCUUCAAAUCUUGCUACGCAUAAGAUAAUUCAUACUGGAGAGAAACCUUACAAGUGUGACGAGUGUGGCAAAUCAUUUAUCUGUUUCUCAACCCUUACUGAACAUGAGAUAAUUCAUACUAGAGAGAAACCUUACAAAUGUGAAGAAUGUGGCAAAGCAUGUAUAUGGUCCUUAACGCAACAUAAGAGGAUGCACACUGGAGAGAAACCCUACAAAUGUGAAGAAUGUGAAAAAGCUUAAUUCUCAAAUCUUACUAAACAUUAGAUAAUUCACACUGGAGAGGAACCUUACAAGUAUGAAGAAUGUGGGAAAGCUUUUAAUCGAUUCUCAAAUCUUACUACACAUAAGAUAAUUCAUACUGGAAAUAAACCCUACAAAUGUGAAGAAUGUGGCAAAGCAUAGUCCUCACCCCUAAGUAGACUUAAGAGGAUGCACAUUGGAGAGAAACCUUGCAAAUAUGAAGACUGUGGCAAAGCCUUUAAAUGUUCCUCAACUCUUACUAAACAUAAUCAUACUGAAGAGAAACUCUACAAAUGUGAAAAAUGUGGCAAAGCCUUUAAGCAGUCUUCAAUCCUGAGUAACCAUAAGAGAAUUCAAACUGGAGAGAAACCCUGCAAAUCUGAAGAAUGUGGGAAAUCUUUUAACCUAUCUUCAACCUUUAUUAAACAUAAGGUAAUUUCUACUGGAGUAAAACCCUACAAAUGUGAAGAAUGUGGCAAAGUGUUUUUCUGGUCCUCAGCCCUAACUAAACGUAAGAAAAUUCAUGCUGGACAGCAACCCUACAAAUGGGAAAAAAUCGGCAAAGCCUUUAACCAGUCCUUUCAUCUUACUACAGAUAAUGCAUGUUGGAGAGAAAUCUUACAAGUGUGAAUAAUGUGGAAAGCCUAAAAAAGUCCUCAAUUCUUAACAGAUACAAGAGUAUUCAUACUGAAGACAAACUGCAGAUCUGAAAGAUGUGCCAAUGCUUUUGACAGCACCUCAAACUUUUCUAAACAAAGAAAAUCAUGCUCCUGACAAAUCCUAGAAAUGUGAAGAAUGUGACGAAGACUUCAAAUGAUUGUCAGCAAUUGAUUGUGGGUAAGAUAAUUCAUACUGAAAAAAACUACCACUGUGAACAAUGAGGCCAAGCUUCUAACCAAUGCUUACAGCUUAUUGCACCGGAAGGCAUUUAUAUUUGAAAACAAAUGUACAAAUAUAGACAAAGUAAAAAAACCAUUAACACCUGCUCACAUCUUACUCAAAGAGUUCAUACUAAAUAAAAGCAUUAAAAGUCUAAUUACCAUCAAAAGAUAAGAACAUAUGUCUUUAAAGUGCAGAAGAGUAUUUAUUUUGAAAAAGCAUUACAAAUAUGAAGAGGGUUGUAAUACCUUUACUUGUAUCACAGAGCUUAUUGUACACAUUUUAUACUAGAGGAAAACCCUGAGGCAGUUAUUAAAAUUUUGCUCAGUAUCACGGAGUUUAUAUUGAAGAAAACCCUGCAAAUAUGCUGAAUUUGGAAAAACAUUUUUUCAAAAACUACAAAUUAUAGAACACCAAAGAGUUCAUACUAAAAUAUAUUUUUGCAGAUGCAUUAAAUAUGAAAGAUGUUCAAUCCAAAAUUAAGUCUAUAUAAAUAUCAGGGAAUAAUUCACAGUAGAAAUAUCUAGGCCACUCAAACUUUAGACAUUACACUAAAUCAGAGUGUGAGUAUAGGAGAUAAUACAAACUAAAGUUCGUGUAAACAUUAAUUGUGUAUAACUUUAAAAGAAGUAGAAUUUUUUUGGAGUUAUAAUUACAUUCAAAGUAUACUUUUUUUUUGAA